AUGGACCUAAAUAGCCAUGCAAAUCCGACUAUUGUGCCGGCGAAGAGACGAAAGCCUCGUCCUAAGCUGUCCUGCGUUCCUUGUCGACAGAAAAAGCUGAAGUGCAAUCGCCUCCAUCCCUGUGAUAACUGCAUCAAGUACCGUCGGGCUUACUCGUGCCAUUACGUCGGUGCUCCGGGGAUCUCCAACCGGCAAGGCAUCCAGAGUCAUCUCCACGAUCUUGAGGCUCGUAUCCAGCAGCUGUCCGCCGUCGAUGCGCCAUCCCACCCGCAGCCAGAUCCUCAGACUGUGGCUUGGGAAGAACCAUCAGAACAGACAGACUUGCCCGGGACCAUGCUGAGAGAGCAUGACGGGACCAUCUAUCGGAAUCCAAAUCAUUGGCAGGCAUUGUUAAACGAGAUCGCAGAGGUGAAGGAAUAUCUGCAACUGACCACGGACACCUCGCCCGAGGAAGAGAAUGAGGAAGUUUCUUUAACUCCAGAUCUGUCCGGUCCGGUGCUUCUCUUCGCCAACUGCAUCUCCACCACCAAGGAUGAACUGCUCGCGGCGUUGCCGGUGCGGUCUGACGCCGACAGACUGGUCUCCGUCUACUUGAACUCCAAGGAAUCAACUCUUGUCAUUAUGCAUAUUCCGACCUUUGCGCGCGAGUAUGCUGGAUUUUGGAGGAACCCCAGCGACGUGACCAUCAGCUGGCUGGCCUAUCUGUUUGGCAUCCUCUGUGCCUGUACUGGAUUGCAUCUCUUCUCCACGUCCGGUCGAGCCGACGGGGAUCUGGCAGAGAAGUUUGAUGCAUACCAUCGACGGGCCUCGCAAUGCCUUGCCAUGUCGGUUUACACCACGCCAGGAAGGUACAAGUUGGAGGCGUUGAUCCUCAGUGUGGCCAGCGAGAUCCUGCGCAGUACCGAUACGCAUGUCGGUCCAUCGGCACUGCUGGGACUGGCUACCCGCCUGGCGCUACACAGUGGCUAUCACCGGGAUCCCAAGCACUUCCGGGGGAUUUCCGUGUUCGAAGGCGAGAUGCGGCGUCGCAUCUGGAUGUAUCUCUCGCUGCUGGACCAUUACAUCUCGCUGCAGGCCGGCCUGCCCCCCAGCACGAACCAGGUGCAAUCAGACACUGACGAGCCACGCAAUUUGACCGAUGAGGACUUGGAUCCAGCGGCGACUGCGCUGCCCCCUGCCCGGCCGUGGACUGAGAAAACCCCUAUCCUCUUCCCCGUCGUGCUUAAUCGCAUUAUGUUUGCCGCGGCGGAGAUCACCCGCCGCGUCUACUCCGUCAAGGGCAUUCCGUACCGGGAAGUGCUGCAUCUGGAUGCGAACCUGCACGAGCUGCAUGCCACCGUCCCUGUGUCGCUGCGAUUCCGACCGCUGGAGGAGUGCAUCGCCGACCCUCCCACCGCCAUCAUGGACCGGUAUAACGUCGAUCUGAUGUACCAGAAAGCACGUUGCGACCUGCAUCGGCGGUAUCUGGCCCACCAACGCUGGAACCCGACGUACGCGUACUCGCGCCGACAAUGUCUGGACGCCGCGCGGACGGUGCUGCGGCAUCAGUCCGAUAUCUUCGACGCCAGCGCGCCAGGCAGCCAGCUCGGUUGUACCUCCUUCUUCUUCUCCUCCUGCGUUGUCAUGCAUUUCCGCGUCGCCGCCAUGAUCAUCUCCCUGGAGAUAUCCUGCCAGUCGCGAUACGACCUAUUGCAAGAACUGUCCGCCAGCGAGCGGCAGACCAUCCUGGCAGACCGCCAGCAGCUGUGCCAGGAGCUGACACGGUCCUACGCCAUUUGGAACCAUUUGCGGCCGCAGUCCAAGGAAGCGGCCACAACUGCCGAUGCGCUACAGAUCAUGCUGAAGAUUGCCAACACGCACCUGCAGCAUGGGGCAACCUUGGGGCAGGACGAACCUUCGGUGCCCUCGACCGGAGCCGAUCUCAUGCCCGUGCCCAUACCCAUGCCUCCCAGCCCCACAGAUCCAGAUACUCCUGAUAGGAUCCACCAACAUGCUCCGGCUGAUGUGGACCUCAUGAACGCGAUAUUCUACCCGGGACCGGAUGAGUUGGUGCCGCCCAAGGACGUGCAAUUAGCCGGACCUACCGACGCGGUCGAUUUCUACGAUCGGUACUGGGAGAAUCUGUUGUUUCUGGGGGGUGAUCUGUCCUUUGGGGAGACUAAUUUGGAGGGUAUUCCGGGGAAUUCGGGAGACGUGCUUUAA
Messenger RNA from Aspergillus tanneri, 2202 nucleotides. RefSeq names its product Zn(II)2Cys6 transcription factor. Lineage: Eukaryota; Fungi; Ascomycota; Eurotiomycetes; Eurotiales; Aspergillaceae. The transcript has 6 exons. The coding region runs from base 1 to 2202 and encodes 733 amino acids. Gene Ontology annotation, molecular function: DNA-binding transcription factor activity, RNA polymerase II-specific; DNA binding; zinc ion binding. Gene Ontology annotation, biological process: DNA-templated transcription; regulation of DNA-templated transcription. The record is from RefSeq and is a predicted model, not a curated record. Gene Ontology annotation, cellular component: nucleus.